AGGAGUAACCGGUUUCGGUGAAGGAAGGAAGGGAGGGAGCGAGCGAGCGAUAGAGGGAGGGAAAGGGAGAGAGGAGACAAUACGAGCGAGUGCGCGGCUCAGUGUGUGAGACGGGGACCGAAUCAGACAGGCUGCCGUUCCGCAGGCUGUCAGGAGCGCACCGGGGAGCGGGUCGCUCGGAGCGCCGCACGGAUCCAUACUCUCAGGCAGGGUGGUAUCAGGCAGCUCCAGGUGAGGGCGGAUCUCCUUGAACUUGCACGGGAUUUCUUCUUGGACACACGCACUUUUGAUGGAUCGCUGUUGAACGUUUUGGAACUUCAGCCCCCGGUGGCUGGCCGUAGUAUGAGCGGUGCAGUUUCGAUUUGAGAGGUUUUUCGAUCGAGCAGAUCCAGCUGUACUGUUACGGUAACAGCUGUGCGUUACUUCCGUCAUCCAUCCAGCUGCCAGAGGGGAGAAGAUGAUGGGAUUUCUGCGGCGGACCUUCUCCAGGCGCUCCAUGAGGCGCUUCCAGACACCGGACGAGGCGGACGGCGCGGUGCGGCGCGGAGGCGGGGGUCCGAUCCCGGCGCUGCAGGCGCACCAGCAGCAGGUCGUCCACGCUCCAGCCGUGGUCACCGGGGGGGCCGUGGUGCACAUUCCUGCUGCGGGGAACAACAAGUCCGUCAUGACCUGCAGGGUCCUGCUUCUGGACGGGUCGGACGUCAACGUGGAUCUACCGAAAAAAGCGAAAGGCCAGGACCUCCUCGACCAGAUCAUGUAUCACUUGGACCUUGUGGAGGCUGAUUAUUUUGGUCUGCAGUUCAUGGACUCGGAGCAGGUUUCACACUGGCUUGACACAACCAAAUCCAUCAGGAAACAAAUUAGAACAGGCCCCCCAUUCACACUCUACUUCCGGGUGAAGUUUUACUCAUCGGAGCCCAAUAACCUUCGCGAGGAGUUUACCAGGUACCUGUUUGUGCUGCAGCUCAGGCAGGACAUCCUGUCGGGGAAGUUGAAAUGCCCAUAUGACAUCGCUGUGGAACUAGCUGCCCUCUGUCUGCAGAGUGAGCUGGGAGACUGCGACCCCAUGGAGCACUCCCCAGAGCUGGUGUCCGAGUUCCGCUUCAUCCCCAAGCAGACCGAAGCAAUGGAGGCCGCCAUUUUUCAGAAGUGGGUUGAAUGCAGGGGGAAGAUUCCCUCCCAGGCGGAGAUGUGCUUUCUGAACAAGUGCAAGUGGCUGGAGAUGUAUGGAGUGGACAUGCAUUUUGUGAAGGGCAGGGACGGGUGCGACUAUGCACUGGGCCUAACCCCAACCGGGAUACUUGUGUUCGAAGGGUCUGAAAAAAUUGGCCUGUUUUUCUGGCCUAAAAUCAUCAGGCUGGACUUCAAGAAGAACAGACUGACUCUGGUGGUGGUGGAGGACGACGACGAGGGCCGGGAGCAGGAGCACACCUUUGUGUUCCGGCUGGAGAACGCCCGCACAUGCAAGCACAUGUGGAAGUGUGCCGUGGAGAGCCACGCCUUCUUUCGUCUGCGGCAGCCCGCCCACAGCAAGCCGAGCCGCAGCGACUUCGUGCGCCUGGGCUCCCGCUUCCGCUUUAGUGGGAGGACAGAAUACCAGGCGACCCACAUUAGCCGGGGGAGGAGAGCCAGCACCUUCGAGAGGCGGCCCAGCAAGCGGUACCCGUCUCGAAGGCAGUCCAUGGUGAAAGCCUUGAAUCCGGCCAAAGCAACUCAUCUAAGCUCCCAGACGAGUCCUGACCCCACACUCUACCAGUACCAGCACAACAUCCCGGUGGCUCAGGAGCCCUGGCACCACCUGACGCAUGCCAAAUACGCCCAGCACCCUGCCCACACGCCCCCGCCCAGUUACCCUGUGGUGGGAGUCUCGCCUAACAAACCAGAGCUACAGCAGUACAGCAUGGAAGAGAACGAGGGCUCCCCAUACUCCUCCAAGGGCAUCAGGCGCUGCCCCCACCAUCAGCCCGGGUUCGACAGCGCUGAGAGCCUGUGCGCCAUACCGAAAUCGCACAUGUUAAGACCGGUGACGCAGUGCAAGCCGGAUGACCUGGAUGAUGAGCAGCUUAAGCAAACGGAGCUGGAGUCGGGCAGGUCGCCAGGCCCCUGGCCAUCACUGCACAUCAACAUAGAUAGUAAGAUGGAGGAAAAGCAGCUGUCGGAGAAGAGUCUGCACUCUCCUGCCUUGACGGCUGGCCUCCCAGAGCACCUCAAGUGCAACAUCCUCAAGGCGCAGAUGGACACUGCCUUCAGAGUCAUGAACGAGGGCGACCGCAGGGGCAGUUCCUCUGGCCACGAGCACAACGGCAGGUUUCCAUCGUCAUCCCAAGAUUCAGUCUCUUCCAGCCUGACAACCGAAAAGCCGCCCGUCAGAUCGGAACGGAGAAAGAGACUCGUCAGGCAGUACAGUUUUAAUCACAGUGACGAAGACGACCUCCCAGCAGCCCUUGCUGCCAUUUCCUCCCAGAGCAGCGCUGGAAAGACCACCUCUGAAAGCUCACUGGACAUCCAGAUCCAGCCACCCAUAUACCCCAAGGCCGAUCUCGCACUGUUAGAACUGGGGGUGCAGUGCUGUCACCAUCUGGUGUCUCCUUCCAAGCCUCCACCAUUCUCACAAGGGCCUGUUCCUCAGCUGGUACCCUGUGGUACCACUCAACCCGACAGUGCUGAAGCCCUGAGGAUGGACCUUGACCGGGAGAAGCUGUUAAGGAGACUCUUGAUGACUGAACUGUGAAAGGGAGCAGACAGCAGCCUUCAGUGUGCCUUUCAUCCUCCCUGUUUCCCAGGGAGACGCUUUACACUCCGCUUACCCCGACGCUAUGGAAACAAUCUGAAUCCGAACUGUGACGCCUCUGAGCUGGCGUCGGCCAGAAAGGCGACUCGGAGGUUACCAGGACUCGUAUUUCAUUGGCUACGAGUUUGCGUUUUAUUGCUACGAUAAGAUUCCGUCCUAUCGGAUUUGAUAUUUUUAAUGACAUACUGCAAAUGGUGAGCAGCUCAUUCUUUUUUGGCUGGGGUGAAACACGACAUUCCCCAGGUUCGCUCAGGAGGUGCUGGCCAGAUUCUUGGAGGAUCCAGAUGACUUCUGAAGCGGAGAAGUAUGGUAACUCCCAGCUGUUCAGUCUUAUGUAUGUAAUGGUUAGUGUUUUUAUUACUUUGAUGUUAUAAGAUAUGAAUUUAUCAUUGCUUUCAACACUGAUGCACAUUCACCAGGUCAUUAGGGUACAUCCCUAUGACAUGUACGAGAGCCCCUACAUCCUUACUGAGCUCGUAUUAACACUGAUGACUGGAUGCCCCCCCUCCCCCCUCCCAGGCAACACUUUUGUAAUCAUUAAGUCAGAAAUAUCCCAUAUUUUCCUAAACUGGGUAAUAUGACAAAGUUUACAUAUUUGCAGAAACAAAUGACUAAUCAUAUGCCACCAUCUUACAUCAUCAUUUAUCUUUUUAAAUAUUGAAUACAUAACUGAUAGCAAAUCUUAAUUUAGCAGGUAUAAAAUGAAAAAAACAAACCUAAAUUUGUCCCAUUGCAUUAAGAGGCAGCCCCAUUUCUGUGGGAUUGAUCCCUAACCCUGGCUCUCUGUAUGUGGACCCUGCAAGUUCUCCCCACAUGUCCAGUCCAUGACCCAGACCUAGAAUGACCUAGAUCUAACCUAGACCUGAGGAAGAGGUCUUCUCGAUGUCAUCAGGGUCAAAGCCUAAAUGCGAGUUCAUCAAAAGAGCCAUCAGAAAAGCCAUUGAAAAGUAUCUAACACUUAAGCUUUAAUAUCCUGUACACAGGAUAUCAACACACACUGCAGUUGUCCAGUGAGGUGAUUUAAGGGCUGUACUAAUGUGUCUGCAUCAUGUGUCCACUGUAUGACCCUGUAUCUUCAAAGCAUGACCGCACAGGUUGGUGUUCAAUCCUGCGAAAGUGUUACACCAGUCACACGUCCAUCCUGGAGUUACGUGUCCAGUCCUGGCAUCACUCGUGCUGUCCAGGGGCCACAGCAAAUCAUGUACACUUCACCCUUAGGGCCCCCACCCAUGUGAAGCCCCCACCCCCCCCCCCCGCAGUUUCUGUUCCUGAUCUGCAUGUGAUCUGCAACAUCACGCUAGAACUGUCCUCAUUUGCAUCCUCCAGUGCUCCAUAAGUUAGAAACAUAAACCAGAUUUAACUAAUUUAUUUCUUUUUUUUUGGUUGUUGUUUUUUACACCGGUCAACUGUACUGAUGUUAUACUGCAAAGCCACGUCAAGCUGUACACAACACAAUGACACAACACACAGUGUAACAUCCUGCAGUAUAAGUUCUACCAAUCAGCCAGAAUCCGGAGAAUGUAAUUAAAUUUCACUGGACAAGAUUAAGUAAAUACAACAUCACUGUUAUAUAUUUGUAUAAAUACAUUGUAUGUGUUGUGUAACAGCUAUAUGCAAAAAAAAUACAAAUUAUUAUUAUUAUUAUUUA
This is a messenger RNA of Brienomyrus brachyistius, 4439 nucleotides long. It is a transcript of the gene epb41l4b, whose product is annotated as erythrocyte membrane protein band 4.1 like 4B. The record is from RefSeq and is a predicted model, not a curated record. Gene Ontology annotation, cellular component: cytoskeleton. Lineage: Eukaryota; Metazoa; Chordata; Actinopteri; Osteoglossiformes; Mormyridae. Gene Ontology annotation, molecular function: cytoskeletal protein binding.